UUAAUGCUUUUCCAUAUCGUCCUGGUUUUCAAGCAUGUUCUUCCCCCUCUAGAACUUCCCCACUCUCUGUAUCAGUUUUAUCUGAUUCUUUCGUCUCUAAUACUUUUAAUAUUACUGGAACACUAACGAAACCCAUUACCCCAGAUUACUUACUUUAUAUUAAAUAUAUUGAUAUUACUGUUGUGCUUCCUGCAGUUUUAAAUCAGGUCUUUGUUACGCAAAUUCCAACUGGAACCUCAGUUAAUGUAGUAGAGAAGGUUUCGGUGCCAGAUGGUUUACCGAUAAAUCUAAACCACCUGAUGUUAUAG
This is a messenger RNA of Dentiscutata erythropus, 308 nucleotides long. NCBI's taxonomy places the organism in Eukaryota, Fungi, Glomeromycota, Glomeromycetes, Diversisporales, Gigasporaceae. The record is from the annotation of a GenBank genome assembly.